CCCGCCCCGCCCGCCGCCGCCAAGUGAGGGAAUAAAGUUCAGGGCCGGGGCAGGCGAUCCUGCGCAGAGCGUGAGCGCGGCCUGCGGCAGCGGUGCUGGUGUCGGGCCAUGGCUUCGGAGGAGCUGGCGCAGAAGCUGCAGCGGCGGCUGCUGCUGGAGGAGAGCGGAGCGGCGGCGGCGGAGGGCGACGGGGAGGAGGCGGGGGUGGCCCCGUGUGAGGCGGACGAGGAGCGGAGCUGCCUGACGGCCAGCGCGGACGAGGAGCUGAGCGCCAAACUGGCCCGGCGGCACGACAUCAACGAGGGCGCGGCGCAGCCCCGCCGGGCGGCCGUCUUCAAUCCCUACACCGAGUUCAAGGAGUUCAGCCGCCGGCAGAUCAAGGACAUGGAGCGCAUGUUCCGCCUGUAUGACUCGGGACGGGAUGGAUACAUUGACCUGAUGGAGCUGAAACUGAUGAUGGAAAAGCUGGGAGCCCCCCAGACCCAUCUGGGCCUGAAGAACAUGAUCAAAGAGGUAGAUGAAGACUUCGAUGGGAAACUCAGCUUCCGUGAGUUCCUGCUGAUCUUCCAUAAAGCUGCAGCUGGGGAACUUGAGGAGGACAGUGGACUGUUGACUCUCGCAAAGCUUUCUGAGAUAGAUGUCUCCACUGAGGGAGUCAAAGGAGCCAAGAACUUCUUUGAAGCUAAGGUUCAAGCCCUUUCUUCUUCAAGUAAGUUUGAAGCAGAGAUAAGAGCUGAGCAAGAUGAGCGAAAGCGAGAAGAGGAGGAAAGGAAGCACCGCCGAGCAGCUUUCAGGGAGUUAAAGUCUGCGUUUACCCAGUAAGCAGCUAGCCAAUAUGCACUCUGAGAUUGCACGUGACUUUGUACGUUUUCCAGAUCAGGGUUCUACCUGGAGAGAACAGCCUGGCUCCUGCCAAGCGAAGCUGUAACAAAUUUUAGUCUUCCUC
This is a messenger RNA of Numida meleagris (helmeted guineafowl), 946 nucleotides long. RefSeq names its product EF-hand domain family member D1 (gene EFHD1). The record is from RefSeq and is a predicted model, not a curated record. Gene Ontology annotation, molecular function: calcium ion sensor activity. The transcript has 4 exons. Gene Ontology annotation, cellular component: mitochondrial inner membrane. NCBI's taxonomy places the organism in Eukaryota, Metazoa, Chordata, Aves, Galliformes, Numididae. The coding region runs from base 109 to 822 and encodes 237 amino acids.